This is a messenger RNA of Silurus meridionalis, 721 nucleotides long. RefSeq names its product chromosome 15 C17orf97 homolog (gene c15h17orf97). The record is from RefSeq and is a predicted model, not a curated record. The transcript is spliced from 2 exons. Lineage: Eukaryota; Metazoa; Chordata; Actinopteri; Siluriformes; Siluridae. Bases 191 to 643 code for a protein of 150 amino acids. Gene Ontology annotation, biological process: protein arginylation.
GCGGGGCUCGGUUUCCAUGGUGACGUCUACACACACUGUCGGUUUCAAUCAGUUCACCUUCAGUAUCUUUUUUUUUCUUCAUGAGUAAAAUCGGAAAACACAAUUUUUUUAAUUGCUCACGAUUUGAAACAAAAUGCUGAAAUGCUGAAACACAAAUAAUGGAGCGAGAACCUGAAGCUGUGAGGAACCCAUGGCGAAUUUAAACGAGAAGGAGAUGAAGAAGAUGAAGAAGAGAAGAAAUAAAGAGAAAAACAAACCCACCCGUGAGGAGAAGAAAAGAGGACAUCCAAGCACACCUACUUUUUCUGAUGACUCAGGAAAACCCCAGACGCAGCAGUCAACCAACGUGGACGAGAGCAGUGACCUGUGUCAUGCCAAAGCACAGACUGCAGUAGAGGAAGCUUCGUGUACAGAUCAAGAGGGAGUAAACAGACAAAUACAGGAGAGCCUGAGGUGGGAUGGGGUUCUGGAUGAUCCUGUUGCUGAAGCAGAGCGCCUGGAGGUGUACAAAGCAAACCGGCGUAAACGCUACAUAGCAUUUAGACAGACACUGUUAGAAAAUGGCAGAGUUAAAACAGAUUCUGAGUCAAAUGGAAAUAAACUGUAUAAAACAUGCAACGUUUGUCCGGCGACCAUUGUGUAGAAACUGGUGUUGAUUUUGUUUGUGUUUUUUUUAUUUGUUUUUUUCAAAUUCAGCAGCAUGUAUGAGGUGGUAUCAAAA